AUCAUUCUUAGCUUUACUAUGGGCCACUAUAGUUGUAUAUUCGUCGUUCGCCAUUCUUCCACAAACAAAUUUGGUUUUCCACACAUGUGACUACCUUCUCUCUGUUUUAAAACUAACAUCUCACGUGAUAAUUUUUGCUUUCAUGGCUCACUCAUUGCAGGUAAUUUAUACAAGUCACCAUGUGAAGUUUCAAAUGUAUUUGUUCAACAAGCAUAUUGAGGAAAUUUGUACAAUGAUGGAUCCAGAAGAAAACGAAGAAUAUUUAGUGUAUGAUGAAAGAUAUCAAAGAGAAGUUAGACGUAGACUCAAUUUCCUGGUCAAGAGACAUUGUGAAUUUAAAAGAUGGCGAACUAAUACUCUCCGAAUUAUGGACAAGCUAAUACUACCAUUUAGUGCAUGCGCUGCUGUUCUUUUGUUUAUGGGUAUUUAUUCUUUCCUGUAUAUAGCAGAGUCAGCGACCAUCGUCAUAUGCUCUGAUUUACUCUUUAAUAUCGUCGCUGGUUCCUGCAUUGUUGCCACAAUUAUGGCAGGCGAAGCUUUACAAGACGAAUCUGAAAAUACUUUCACAACACUUAUGCUAACAAAAUGGUACAAUUUUAAUUGCGAAAAUCGGAAAAUUUUUCUUCUGAUGUUGUGCAAUAGUGUGAAACCUAUAACUAUUAACUUUUCAGGAGAAAUUGCCAUCAACUAUCGUCUAGGAAUGGCUGCCGCGUUUGCCAUCUCCGUACAUUUAUACACAAAUAACUGUAUUGACGACAUCAUGAACUCUUUUCCACUUUGGGAUAUCGACACAGCUGGCGAAACAAUUAAAAUUAAAAUCAAGAAGGAAAUGCAGAUACUUACAAUUUUUGUAGUCUCUAAUACGUUAGCAGGCUUAUUAUGGAUAAGUCUAAUUAUAUUCACUUAUUCUGCGUUCGCUAUUCUUCCACCUAGAAAUUUUCUUCUAUGUGCAUGUGACUGCCUAUUCUUUAUUGUAAAAUUAACAUCUCACGUGAUCGUUUUGGCCAUGAUAGCUCACCCAUUUCAAAUACUUUAUAUAACUCAACACGCAAAGUUUCAAAUGUAUUUGUUCAACAAGUAUGUUGAGGAAGUUUGUUGUGUGCAUGAAAAAGAAAAUAUAGAAGAAAAUUUACUGGACGAUGAAAUAUAUCAAGAAGAAGUUAGAAUUAGACUCAAGCUUCUAGUAAGAAGACACUGCGAUUUUAAGAGGCACGAAUGGAGAAUUCGCACUCUAGAAAUUGUUAAUAGCCUCAUAAUACCAUUCAGUGUGGCCGUUGGUUUUAUUUUAUUUAUGGGCAUGUAUUCUUUUUUGACAACGACAGAGUCAACGGCGAUUGGUACAUGGAGCAACGCACUUUUUGGUUUCCUCGCUGUGUCCGGUUUUGUUACUAUGAUUAUUUGCGGCGAAACUUUACAAGACGAAUAUGUUGGGGAAGUUUGUUGUGUGUACGAAGCAGAAAAUGUAGAAGAAAAUUUAGUGGACGAUGAAAUAUACCAACAAGAAGUUAGACUUAAACUGAAGCUUCAAGUAAGAAGACACUGCGAUUUCAAGAGAUGGAGAAUUCGCACUCUAGAAAUUGUUCACAGCCUCAUAAUACCAUUUAGUGUGGCCGUUGGUUUUAUUUUAUUUAUGGCCAUGUUAUCUUUCUUGACUACGACAGAGUCAACGACAAUUAAUACAUGCUGCAACGCACUUUUUGGUUUCCUCGCUGGGUCCGGUUUUGUUACUAUGAUUAUUUGCGGCGAAACUUUACAAGACGAAUCUGAUAACAUAUUCACAACACUGGUGAUGACAAAAUGGUAUAAUUUCAACUGCGCAAAUCGAAAAACCUUUCUCUUGAUGUUGUGCAACAGUAUGGAACCCAUAAAUCUCAACUUUUCAAAAGAAAUAGCCAUAAACUAUCGUCUAGGAGUGGCUAUUUUCAAAGCGGUAUACUCGACCAUCUCAGUUUUCUAUUAACAAACAAAACAAAAUAAAAGAGACGAAGAAACUAUUAACAAAGUUUUCUUUUCAUUAACCUUAAAUAUACCUGUGGUGAAUGGACAAUCUACCCAAAUCAAUAC
Molecule: messenger RNA, 2064 nt
Organism: Zophobas morio
Lineage: Eukaryota; Metazoa; Arthropoda; Insecta; Coleoptera; Tenebrionidae
Exons: 12
Coding region: 143-1960 (605 amino acids)
Biological process (GO): sensory perception of smell; detection of chemical stimulus involved in sensory perception of smell
Cellular component (GO): plasma membrane
Molecular function (GO): odorant binding; olfactory receptor activity
Source: RefSeq, a predicted model, not a curated record